UGAGGGAGGCGGAGAGGGGCCGGGCUCGGCUCGUCGCCGCGGGCUGCUCGGGGAGUCGCCGCCGCCACCGCCGCCGCCGCCGCCGCCGGGCGCUGAGCAUCGGACGGAGAGGAGGAGCAGGAGCUGGAGGAGCUGCCGCCGCCAGCUUCCUGCCUGACAUAACUCACUUCAAGAAGAGCACAAUGUCAGAACGUGGAAUUAAGUGGGCUUGUGAAUAUUGUACGUAUGAAAACUGGCCAUCUGCGAUCAAGUGUACUAUGUGUCGCGCCCAAAGACCAAGUGGAACAAUUAUUACAGAAGAUCCAUUUAAAAGUGGUUCAAGUGAUGUUGGUAGAGAUUGGGAUCCUUCUAGCACUGAAGGAGGAAGUAGUCCUUUGAUAUGUCCAGACUCUAGUGCAAGACCCAGGGUUAAGUCUUCGUACAGCAUGGAAAAUGCAAAUAAAUGGUCAUGCCACAUGUGCACCUAUUUGAACUGGCCAAGAGCAAUCAGAUGUACCCAGUGCUUAUCCCAGCGUAGGACCAGGAGUCCCACAGAAUCUCCUCAAUCCUCAGGAUCUGGUUCGAGACCAGUUGCUUUUUCUCUUGAUCCUUGCGAGGAAUACAAUGAUAGAAAUAAACCGAACACAAGGACCCAGCAUUGGACUUGUUCUAUUUGCACAUAUGAAAACUGGGCCAAGGCUAAAAAAUGUGUUGUUUGCGAUCAUCCCAGACCUAAUAAUAUUGAAGCAAUAGAGUUGGCAGAGACUGAAGAGGCUUCUUCAAUAAUAAAUGAGCAAGACCGAGCUCGGUGGAGGGGAAGCUGCAGCAGUGGGAAUAGCCAAAGAAGAUCGCCUCCCACUACGAAACGGGACUCUGAAAUGAAAAUGGAUUUUCAGAGGAUUGAAUUGGCUGGUGCUGUUGGCAGCAAGGAGGAACUUGAAGUGGACUUUAAAAAACUAAAACAAAUUAAAAACAGGAUGAAAAAGACCGAUUGGCUAUUCCUCAAUGCUUGUGUGGGGGUUGUAGAAGGUGACUUAGCUGCUAUAGAAGCGUACAAGUCAUCAGGCGGGGACAUCGCACGUCAGCUCACUGCAGACGAAGUGCGCCUCCUGAACCGCCCUUCUGCUUUUGAUGUUGGCUAUACUCUCGUACAUCUGGCUAUACGUUUCCAGAGGCAGGAUAUGCUAGCGAUACUGCUUACAGAGGUGUCUCAACAAGCAGCAAAGUGUAUUCCAGCAAUGGUGUGUCCUGAACUGACAGAGCAGAUCCGGCGAGAGAUAGCCGCCUCUCUUCAUCAGAGAAAGGGGGAUUUUGCUUGCUAUUUUCUAACUGACCUUGUUACAUUUACAUUGCCAGCAGAUAUUGAAGACUUGCCUCCAACAGUCCAAGAAAAAUUAUUUGAUGAGGUGCUUGAUAGAGAUGUUCAGAAAGAGUUAGAAGAAGAAUCUCCAAUUAUAAACUGGUCUUUGGAAUUGGCUACACGUUUGGACAGUCGACUUUAUGCGCUUUGGAACAGGACUGCAGGAGACUGCUUGCUUGAUUCAGUGCUACAAGCUACCUGGGGCAUUUAUGACAAGGACUCGGUGCUUCGGAAAGCCCUGCAUGACAGCCUGCAUGACUGUUCACAUUGGUUUUAUACACGUUGGAAAGAUUGGGAAUCAUGGUAUUCUCAGAGCUUUGGUUUACAUUUUUCCUUGAGAGAAGAACAGUGGCAAGAAGACUGGGCAUUUAUACUCUCUCUUGCUAGUCAGCCUGGAGCAAGUUUGGAACAGACACACAUUUUUGUACUUGCACAUAUUCUUAGACGACCAAUUAUAGUUUAUGGAGUAAAAUAUUAUAAGAGUUUCCGGGGAGAAACUUUAGGAUAUACUCGGUUUCAAGGUAAGCCAUUAUUCAAGAGUAUUUUAGAAGUCUCUUGUUCCUCACCAGGCAGCUUGCAGCCAUAUCGGGUAACCCCACGGGGAUUUUCUUUCCUCCCUCCAGGUGUUUAUUUGCCUUUGUUGUGGGAACAGAGUUUUUGUUGGAAAAGUCCCAUCGCUCUGGGCUAUACAAGGGGCCACUUUUCUGCUUUGGUUGCCAUGGAGAACGACGGCUACGGCAACCGGGGUGCUGGGGCUAACCUCCACACCGACGACGACGUCACCAUCACCUUCCUGCCCCUGGUCGACAGCGAGAGGAAGUUGCUCCACGUGCACUUUCUUUCUGCUCAGGAGCUAGGUAAUGAGGAACAGCAAGAGAAACUGCUCAGGGAGUGGCUGGACUGCUGUGUGACCGAAGGGGGUGUGCUGGUGGCCAUGCAGAAAAGUUCUCGGCGGCGGAACCACCCCCUGGUCACGCAGAUGGUAGAGAAAUGGCUUGACCGCUACCGACAGAUCCGGCCUUGUACGUCCCUGUCAGAUGGAGAGGAAGAUGAAGAUGAUGAAGAUGAAUGAAAAAAAAUCAGAGAGCAGAAGACCAGGGUAUCAGCUCUGUGGCGACCCCCAAGCUAGUGUGGUGCACGCUCCAAGCAGAGCGCAAGGCAUGGAAGGAACCAGAUCUGCCAGGAUCUGCCCGGAAGGGCUUUUCUAAUCCACACCCAAUGGAGAUGACGUAUCUGCUGUGUGAGGAGACAGAGAACUUUGUUUGGACUACAGUUUGUAAAAAAAGAAAAAAAAACUAAUUUUAUUAAGACAGAACUUUUUUCCUUUCAAAUUGUAAAUCUGUCUAUAAAUGUAACGCAUGUGGUUGUGUAAGAAGUUGUGUAAUAGGACAAGUUGUACCAGCAUCUUCAUAUUAUUGAGAAGUUUUUUCCAGCACGGGCACCUCCAAAAGCACAUGGCAGAUGACUCUUUGUUCCUUUGAGAUACUCUUUUUGAAGUAGAACCUGGCAUUCUACUUCCAUCUUAAAAGGCCCACUUUACGUUGAGUCUCAUUAGAGCUCAUUAGAGAUUUGGAAACUUUUUGUACAAAUUAUCCACAGCAAAACAUAAAAAUAAAAACAAGCUUUUAUUUUAUUAAUAAUUUAGUUCCUGUCAUGCCCAAUAAAACGAAAUCAAAUCUUUAAGGAACAAACUGCAAGGAAAGUAAGAAUUGUUUGAGUGAACUUCAUACAUACGUCAUUCCCUUGUUUUGGAAAGGGUUUUGGUUUCUAUUAUUUCGUCUUUUUUAAGCUUCUGAUAUGCCCCUUUUCAGUAUUUAGGUAUUUAUUUGUUUGGAAGAGCACCCUUAACAUGAGGGUUCUUUUCCCAGAGUCCGGGCGGCAGUCUCUCUGUGAGUCGUCAUUCCCGGGAUGUAAGUUAGGGAAGAGCCUGGGGAACAGGCCCACUUGUAACUAAAUGAAUUGUGUGAAAUUUGCGCACUUGAUUCAAUUGACAAUGUUAUACUCCCAAAUUGCCAUGCAGAGGGUCUUUGGAUUCUUCCUUGUAUCAUCAACUCUGCUUUAAGCAAAUCGUGUUAGAAAGGCAUGCCUUUGCUUGGGCUCAUUGGGAAUCAGUUAAGUAUAGAAUAAAGAUUUGAAAAUGCAGUAAGGUGGAAAUGCAUUGUAUAAUGAAUUUCUCAGAGUAGUCUGAGAAUUUUUGCAUGUUGGUUAAUUGUGGCCAUUCUUAUUUAAAAGUUAAAACUUAUAAUCUUAGAUAGAAAUCUUUUUAUAAAAAGUAUUAUUUGACCACUUCAGGUAUAUGUUCAAUACUGGGUAAAAAUUUCAGACCUAUCUCAGGAACACAUGAAAGACUUAGUGUCCUGAUAAGCACUUUGUAGACUAUUGAUGUGGCAAGGAAUUUGGAAAGCAGCCCCAUACACACAUACACUGUUCCUUCCCUUUGAUGAAAAGGCUGUGAAAAACCUUUAAAUAUUUGCUUCUUGUUUUCUUCUAAGUUCUGUUUAGAUGGUGUUUGAAAUGUGCACAACCUCUAAUUUGAUGCUGGAAUACUAAAAAUAGAAAAACACCCAUGAGAUGUUAUGUCUUUAGUUACUUCUCCCCUCUCGGAACAGUGCAGAUUCCCAGGAUGAGAGGAUCACUUGUGCUGUAUGCUAAAACUUGCAGGAAACUUUUGCAAUUUGAUUUCAUAUAAAUGAGUUUUGGUGUAAUAAUGGUAAAUGUUACUGUUCUAAGUGGCUAGGUUUCCCUACAAAUUGACUCUCUGGUUGGCUUUCAUUUUGGUAAGUUUUUAGAAGGCUGUCGUUCUACUUAGCAUAGCAUCUCUAUAAACUUUUCUCCAUACAUAGGAAGAAUUCUUUAGUGGGCACAGAUCCUAUUCUAGUUGCUCUUAAGCAAAACUACCCUCUCAAUUGAAGAAGCCAAAGAGAAACGUUUGAGAGAAGUGUCUAGUCACUAUGGUCUACACUGCAGUCAAUGCUGUCCAGAAAUCAUAGGCUCAGUACUUAGCCUGUGUGUGGUGGUCUGCUGAGUGUUGCUUCCCCUGAGGUGCCUCUUUAUUUAUUUAUUUAUGAUCAGUGAUCCUGACCACACCUAGUUUAACGGGUACAGCAUUCUUCCCUGUGGGAAAGGUAGAGCAUUGCAUUUCCUAGGCUCCAGACAGGGAUGGGGCUUUAAAUGGUUUUCAUAGCAGAUUGGCCACUAAUGGCCAAAAUGUUGUUGAAUCAAUGCUAUGUUAAGCUCUUGAACUAUUAAACAGCCAUAAUUGUUGUCCCGAGAUGGAGUACGCAGUCCUUUCUCAAAGAUGAGGUCUUGGUUGACUCUGGACAGUAAUUACCUUACCUGUAUGGACUUAACUUUAUGGUUCUUUUUUAGGGAGAAUACAGUGUGGUGUUUUCUGUUCUAAUUAAACAAAACCUAGGUGCACCAUGGAUUUGAACUGGCCUUUUUGUUUUUGACUCUAGGCUCACCGUGUCCCAGACUCCAUCUGUGUUACGGGAACACUGCUUGCUUUAGGCAGUUGGGGAAUCUCCUUUUUGCGCAUGUGUGGUCAUGCCCUCAUUGACAACAUCCUGGUUACGUAACGAGGACGUUCAGCUCUCAUUCCGUUUCCUGGAGUGAUGGGUCAGUCAGUAACCAUGUGCUCCAUCUCUUCCAUAGGAGGUUGUUUUAAUGUAAUUUUUCUGGGAGGGUUGGGAUGGGGCCACCACCUUCAGAUGAGGGAGGAGGUUGAUGUUCGAAGGCGCCAUCAUCGCCCCUCCCCCCAUCUUCUUCAUGGGAAGGGGAGGAGAACGGAGUGACAGGGAGUUGGGUACCUGGAAUUGGACCUGAUGGAUGGGUUGAUAGUGUGGCUACCACUAGAACAAAAGGGUUUAAUGCUAUUCAAGAAGGAAAAUCCUUUAAAUCAACAACUUAAAAGUUCUUAGCAUAUGGAAAUGGCUGAUGUUAAUUAUUUUGCAACAUUUCUUUGUAAAUAUCAUUUAAAAGAAUUUUGAGAUUCACUUUCCUUCCUGCAUUAAUGCUUGAGCCAGGUAAUUCUGCUUUUGGGUAAAUUAAAAUCAAAACUCUCU
Messenger RNA from Neomonachus schauinslandi (Hawaiian monk seal), 5403 nucleotides. RefSeq names its product zinc finger RANBP2-type containing 1 (gene ZRANB1). The record is from RefSeq and is a predicted model, not a curated record. NCBI's taxonomy places the organism in Eukaryota, Metazoa, Chordata, Mammalia, Carnivora, Phocidae. Bases 183 to 2411 code for a protein of 742 amino acids. Gene Ontology annotation, biological process: protein K33-linked deubiquitination; protein K29-linked deubiquitination; positive regulation of Wnt signaling pathway. The transcript is spliced from 9 exons. Gene Ontology annotation, molecular function: cysteine-type deubiquitinase activity; K63-linked polyubiquitin modification-dependent protein binding. Gene Ontology annotation, cellular component: cytoplasm; nucleus.